GAUGUAAUAUUAUGGUAUGUAACUAUUGUUUGUAUUUCACUCUCUAUGAUCUCACUCGUACUUGUUAUUAUAACUUAUCUUGUAUUUGGCGAAAUGAGAACACAACCAGGAAUAAACAAUCUGACCCUUUCCUGCAACCUGUUCCUUGCACAACUCGUAUUAAUGGUUGGUUUUGAUAAAACUAACCAAGUAACAUUAUGUAAGGUUUUAGGCAUGACUACUCAUUUCCUAUGGCUUAGUAUGCUAUUUUGGAUGAAUAUCUGUUCUUAUCACAUGCUCAAAGUUUUUGUUUUUAGUAAAUUUGUCAUUCACUCAUCAAACAGAAUUCUCAAACAAAGUAUAAUCUAUUCUAUAUAUGGUUAUGGUACGCCGAUUCUGAUAAUGACAACAACUAUUGUAGCUAAUGUUAUCGCCACGUCUGGAAGCCAUCUUGGAUAUGGCGGUGAUAUUUGUUAUUUAUCAAGUAAAUUAUUAGCUCUGUAUGCAUUUGUUAUUCCAUUAUGUUUUGUUAUUGUCAGUAAUGUUACUUCCUUUGUUUGGACUGUUAUUACCAUCCAUCGUGUGAAACAAGUUGGUAAACAAUCCGGAGAAAGAAAUAAUGUAUAUAUAUAUUUAAAACUAUCAGUGGUUACGGGGGUAUUUUGGACAAUAUCUUUAAUGUCUAACUUUGUUGAUUCUAUUGUUUUGGACUAUAUAUCUGUCAUUUUGAAUGGGUCACAGGGGGUCUUUUUACUUUGGUCGUUUGUUUUAAAUAAAUCAGUGUGGAACAAAUGGAAAAAGAAAUGUAGAAAAUCUGUACCAGCCGAUUCACCCACCAUCAUGACUUCAAGGAACACCAUAAUUUCAAACAUUUUACAUUAA
Molecule: messenger RNA, 861 nt
Organism: Lottia gigantea (owl limpet)
Lineage: Eukaryota; Metazoa; Mollusca; Gastropoda; Lottiidae
Exons: 1
Biological process (GO): cell surface receptor signaling pathway; G protein-coupled receptor signaling pathway
Cellular component (GO): membrane
Molecular function (GO): G protein-coupled receptor activity
Source: RefSeq, a predicted model, not a curated record